Messenger RNA from Pichia membranifaciens NRRL Y-2026, 1026 nucleotides. RefSeq lists its product as hypothetical. NCBI's taxonomy places the organism in Eukaryota, Fungi, Ascomycota, Pichiomycetes, Pichiales, Pichiaceae. Gene Ontology annotation, molecular function: oxidoreductase activity. The coding region runs from base 58 to 909 and encodes 283 amino acids. The record is from RefSeq and is a predicted model, not a curated record. The transcript has a single exon.
CACUUUUCUUUUCUAGUUGAAGACUUAAAGACAAGCUCAGCAAAAAGAAGCAAGAAAAUGUCACUUGGUACAAUUGGGAAGAACAUCAAACUUAACAAUGGAGCAUUAAUUCCUUUCAUGGGAUUAGGGACGUGGGAGAUCAGUAAUGCCGAUGUAAUUGUCAAAGAGGCAUUGAACGUUGGAUACCGUUGUAUCGAUACCGCAGUAUUAUAUGGCAAUGAGGAGCUUUGUGGAGAUGGUAUAGUUGAGUGGUUGAAAGAAGAUCCAAAGCAUAAGAGAGAAGAUGUUUACUAUAUUACAAAGCUCUGGAAUAAUCAGAAUGGGUACUCCACGGCCAAAAAGGCAAUCGCUGAUUGUUUGCAAAAGGUGAAAGGGCUAGGCUAUAUUGACCUGUUAUUGAUCCAUUCCCCGACCGAAGGUCGUCAAAUGAGACUAGAUACCUGGAAAGCUAUGCAGGAAGCAGUUGACCAAGGCAUUGUCAAAUCGAUCGGUGUUUCUAACUACGGUAAAAAACAUAUCCAAGAAUUAUUAUCUUGGGACGGCCUAAAAAUUAAGCCCGUUGUCAAUGAGAUUGAGGUGUCCCCAUGGUGUAUGAGACAAGAAUUAUGUGAUUUCACCAAUAGCCAAGAUAUUAAGGUCAUUGCAUAUGCACCUUUAUCACAUGCUUACAGACUCAAAGAUGCCGAUGCUGUUUCUGUUGCAAAGGACAAAGGUGUUACCGUUGCCCAAGUUCUUAUCAGAUGGUCCUUACAAAAGGGCUAUAUUCCAAUUCCUAAAACAAAAACAGUUUCAAGACUACCUCAGAAUUUGGACGUUUUGAGUUUUGAGCUAUCGGAAACAGAAAUGGCCAAGCUUGACCAUCCUAACGUACAUGACCCAUCUGAUUGGGAAGUUACGGAAUGUCCAUAAAUGGGAAAGACAUCUGAACUAAAAAUCCUGAAAUAACCUCAUUCUUUUUAUAUUAUGUUGUAGAAUGCUUACGUAAGUUAUACUUUUCAAAACCAGUACUAUUUUUGCCAAGUGUCG